Molecule: messenger RNA, 1026 nt
Organism: Pistacia vera
Lineage: Eukaryota; Viridiplantae; Streptophyta; Magnoliopsida; Sapindales; Anacardiaceae
Product: vacuolar protein sorting-associated protein 55 homolog
Exons: 5
Coding region: 247-663 (138 amino acids)
Biological process (GO): late endosome to vacuole transport via multivesicular body sorting pathway
Cellular component (GO): endosome
Source: RefSeq, a predicted model, not a curated record
ACCUCACCCACACCAUUUACAAUUAAAUUACUCUCUGUCUCUAGUGAAUUAUUAUAAUAAAUAAAAGAUAUCAAUGUAAUUUUGUUUUAAGUAGCUGUGACUGUGAGGCUGUUACGAAGAAAAGCGCGUACAUGUCUGGUAGAUUCCAUGGGAACACCAUACAAUCUUCAAUUUCUGUAAUCGGAACCCUCGAGAAGAGAUUCUAAAGUCAGCCGUUCCUGUAUAUGCUGUGAGGCAAGUACGCCGAUGGCUGAUUUACCAGGUUAUAUGCGUGCUUGCCUGCACACUGGGAAACUUGCUUCGUUGGCCAUUUUAGUCUCUGGAGGAAUUGUAUUGCAAAUAUUGGCAUGUGCUCUGUACAAUAAUUGGUGGCCAAUGCUUACUGUAAUAAUGUAUGUGCUUCUUCCCAUGCCUCUGCUUUUCUUUGCGGGUUCUGAUGGUUCUUCUUUAAUUUCUGAAUCUGAUAACAGCUGGGUCAAUGCAACCAAGUUUUUGACUGGAGCUUCAGCAGUUGGAAGCAUUGCAAUACCGGCCAUCUUAAAGCAUGCAGGGGUUAUUGGAUGGGGAGCACUACUGAUGGAGUUAUCAUCGUUCUUCAUAUUUGUAGUAGCCAUUAUGUGUUACAUUCGCGUGGGUGAAGAUGAUGACUAUAGUAUCCUCUGAGAUUGUUGAUUGGGGUUCUUACUUCAUUGUUGUAUAAAAGUGUCAAUGUUAGUCCAUUAUGUGAUUCCUUUUCUUGCUUUUGUGAGCCUUACUUCCCAUCUUUGUGUUGAUAGAUUAAAAAAAAAAAAAAUUACAUUUAAUGAGUGAGAUUCUUUGUCUAGUGCCUCAGAUGUUUUGGCGAUGUUUUUGAACAAAUUCUUUGAAGAGAACACUGAUUUCAGAAUUAUAGAAGGCCAUUCUGAGUGAUCAAUUGAUGAAUCUUACGUCGCCUUUUAAGUUUGAUUAGAAUUCAAUUGGGGUGGACUGUAUAUUGAGAUUAUUUAUUCUUCAAUUUGUUUGUUUUAUGGUGAAUUUUGUUGUAGA